ACGAAGUACAUACGAUUCAGGUUGCAUACCAAAUUCGCAACUCUCAACACGUUUGACCUCGAGCUGGACCUCUCACCAACCAAUCACAUUCUUCAAUCAUAAGCAUCUCUUUUCAGGCUGACAUCUCUAGGUAGCCUAUUCAAUCUUUAAUCUUUAAUCUUCUUCAAACCAAUUUUCGAAAAAGGGAUUAUUCGUUUCCGAACACGUCUCUUUCGCAACAAAAUGUAGCGAUGGCCAUGACUAUGACCGACCUCAGACUAACUCCGAGCAACUCUAAGGCUCGCGACCCUGCUCCUAGUCUAUUCAUACAUCCCUCUCCAGCCGCUUCCCAUGCCUCGCUUCCGGGAAUGCUCACAACGGGCCCACCGUUACCCUCUACUAUUGCCUCAGCUUCCAAUGCCCGCGAAAAUGCCAGCGGCGCAUCGAUGCAACAGUCCCAGGCCCCUCCCUCGCUCGCGCGGACAGGCUCGAUGCUAAACCCCCGGAGCCGCGUAGGCGUCACCCGACUUCAAACCGCAGAAUCUACCCGCACCGUCGAUAGGACCGACGCGCUAUGGGCGGAGAUGCAGGCGACCUUGGAAGAAGUCGAGCUGUCAGCAAGCGGAGGCACACACAUCUUCGGGCCCGAGCACGAUCGCAAGCUUGCCGAGCUGCGCGGGGCCCAGAUCAAGCUGGCGCAAGCUUGGGCGCGAGGGGAAGCCGACGACUCGAUUGAGACUACCGCCGCAAAGAAUGAGGCGCCCAACAUCAUGGAGACAUUGGGCGAGAUAGGCGUUUCUGCCGCUUCCAAGACAGGCCUCGGUCCCACAAGCUCCGCGGGCGCCGGAAAGGGAGGAGCAGAGGGUACAGAAGGUGGUAAAAGCACAGCCGGGACCGGGAGUGCGCGUCCGGGUAGUAGCGGGACGGGUCGCGAACGGUUAGGCGCUAAGAUCGACGAGGAGACAGAAAAGGAUAUUCUACUCGCGAGAAAUAGAAGAGAAGCAAACGAUCGUUAUUUUUCAAAAAUAGACCAGAGUGUCCGGGACGUUGUCGAGAAGCUCGAGGAAGUUGCAGUUGCUAUGAGAGCAGUCGAAGAAGAAACGCGCAACGUUUGGGGUGAGGGUGCCACACCGGAUAAUACGAGGGCUUAAUUGGAGGUGUCGACCCUUUUGUAUUAGCACGGAAGGCAGGGCGUUUAGGGAUUGGAUGGCUGGAAGGCUACGGGCAUAUGAUCACUGGGAAUGGCUUCACUCAUGCAUUCACGGAUCACUAGGCGUUUAAGGAUAUUUUUAAGAGGGACAAAGGAGAUUGUAUUAGCCUGAAGAGGCUGCUAACUCAUCUGCAG
Molecule: messenger RNA, 1324 nt
Organism: Hypoxylon fragiforme
Lineage: Eukaryota; Fungi; Ascomycota; Sordariomycetes; Xylariales; Hypoxylaceae
Exons: 1
Coding region: 231-1130 (299 amino acids)
Source: RefSeq, a predicted model, not a curated record